UCUUGGUUCAUGGUACGCGGUACCCGUUUGAGCACUACUUUUGAAACGCACUUUUUGUAGAAAGAAAGUCUUUUAGCUUUCUGGUAGUGAGGACGUUCGGACAUCUGUAUCGUUGACUGGAUGUGGUGCUAAAAUGGAUAAUCGAGGACAGCUGAGUUUUGGUGCUGUAGGUGGGCUCGCUGGUGGCACAGGUCUGAGUCUAGGAGGCAACGCAGCCAGUGCUGGCCUUAGUCUCGGAGGUACUUCCACUGCUGCCACUACUGCAGGUGCCGGAGGACUGUCAUUCGGCGGUGCUUUAGGUGGCGGAGGCCUGGCACUGGGCGGUGGUGGUGCUGGAGCAACCACUGGUGGCGCAGGUCUCGCUCUAGGUGGGAAGCCUGCUGCUACCGGUCUCACCCUAGGAGCAGGAGGAGGUCUGUCAACAGGUGGACUAUCUACCGGAGGCGGUCUUUCACUGGGUGGUGCAGGUGCUGGGCGACUAUCACUGGGUGGUGCUCUAGGUGGCGGUGCCUCAGCUGGUGGAGGCUUGAUGUUGGGCGGUGCUGGUGCUGGAGCAACCACUGCUGGCACGGGCUUCAAUCUAGGGGGGAAGCCUGCUGCUACCGGUCUCACCCUUGGAGGUGCAACAGCAGGAGGAGGUCUGUCAACAGGUGGACUAUCUACCGGAGCCGGUCUUUCACUGGGUGGUGCAGGAGGCUUGACCGGUGUUGGUGCUGCUGCUCCUGCUGCUGCUCCUGCAGCAGGUACGGGCUUUGCACUAGGCGGUGCUGCUGCUGCUGCUACUACAGCCGGCGCAGGUCUAACGCUGGGCGGUGGUGCAGCUGGUGGUGGCCUCAAACUUGGUGGCAGUACGGCUGCUGCGCCCACGCUUGGUGGUGGAUUGUCACUUGGUGGGGCUGGUCUCAAAACUGGUGCUAUUGCCACCACAGCAGCGGCAACAACUGCCACAGCAUUAGGUGGUGCUGGUGGCUUGUCACUCGGAGGUGUUGGUGGUGGUGGAUUGACACUUGGAGGUGGUACAGCAGCUGCUGGCUUAGCUGGUGCAAAACCUGGUCUCGCCCUCGGUGGAACCCUUGGUGGAGCGUCCACUGCAACGACAGCCGCAGGUACUGGUCUCAGCCUCGGUGGAAUUGGAGCAGCUGGAGGCCUAGGCGGUGCUGGAGGACUGAAGCUGGGUGCUACUACAGCUGCUUUGGGUGCUGGAGGACUGACACUCGGUGCUAGUACAACCGCCGCUGCUGGUGCUGGAGGAUUGAAGCUUGGUGCUAGCACAGCCGCCGCCCCUGGUGCGGGAGGAUUGAAGCUUGGGGCCAGCACAGCUGCCACUGGUGCUGCAACUGGCCUGACUCUUGGAGGCACCACUGCUACUGCAGGUGCAGCCACAAGUGCAGCUGGUCUGAGUCUUGGAGGUCUGUCUGGUGGUUUGAGUGGUAUGGGAAAGGCAGGUACUGGCCUCGCACUCGGCGGCGCAACAUCCAAGCCAGCCACCACAGGCCUUACCCUGGGCAGCACUGCAGCAACAACCACUGCCGGUCUCGGACUUGGUGGUACAGCCACCACAGCGAGUAUUGGCCUGGGAGGCACUUCCACGACGAAAACAACCGGCUUAGGAGGAAAGGCUGUGGUUCCAGAGUCUAAAACAGAUAACACAUCGUCCAACGAGCUACCUCCGUUACUGACGAAUAUUUACAAUCAGCUCACGGCGUUUGUGAAAGAGCAGAAGUCACUCUGUGAGAGCAUACAUCAUUAUUCAGAUAAGGACAUUCAGCAGCUGUGCAAGGAAACGAAAUGCCUCAGUCGGACUUUAGGAAUCGUUGCGACAGAUGUUCAGAGAGAUUCGCACAGUGUCUUCCAGCUUAAACAUGACAUGUCCGAGGAGUUGAAAGAUGCUGAAAUAGCGCAGAGAACAAAGGAUAUCCCAGCUGGCCUUCAACCUGAGCAUGUUGCACCAACAGAAUAUUUCAAUCGGCUUGUGGCUCGCUUUGAAGAGCAAAUGCACCUGUAUCGUCAGCAGCUGGACGAGCUGGAAGUUCACUUAACGUGGGUGGCAAAUGAGUCUGCUACCUUCACGCCAGAUGCGUUGUCCCAUUUGUUACGACAUCAGCAUCAAACAUUCCUCUCACUGGCAGCACACUUGCAGUCUGUUCGUGAGCAAGUCAAGAACCAGAAAGAGCAGUAUUUGAAUUACUUGAAAGUUGUCAAAGAUAAUUCCACAGAUGUAUUCGAAGCUCGCCGGAAAGCGGAAAAAAGAAAGGCAGAGGAGCCCAAAUCGACCAGACCUAACCUUUUUGGUGUGAGCGGUAUGGCAGCCAUGGCCACAGCUACACAAGUUGCCAAUGCCACUGCAGGUCUUGGAGGCAGUUUUAUCCAACAACAGCAGCAGCCCCAACAAACAGUUGGCCUGACUGGCCUCGGAACUACAGGACUGACAGGCUUAGGUGGUGGUCUCGGUACUGGAUUGAAGACCAGCCUUGGAACCACCACAACAGGCCUGGGCACCACUGGUCUCUCACUUGGUGGCACGACUGGAGGACUGGGAGCAACCGGCGGGCUAACUGGUCUUGGUAGUACCGCAGCUGCUGGAGGUCUCAAGGCUGCAGGUGGUCUCACCGGAGGUCUUGGCGGUGGUCUUGGCGGUGGUCUGGGUGGUGGUCUCGGCGGAGGCCUCGGUGGUGGUCUCGGGACGACUGGUGGUCUCAAGGCUGGCGGUGGUGGCCUUGGUACUACAGGUCUCGGUGGAGGUCUUGGCGGCGGUCUUGGGGGAGGCCUUGGCGGCGGUCUUGGGGGAGGCCUUGGCGGCGGUCUAGGCGGAGGUCUUGGCGGUGGUCUAGGCGGUGGUCUCAGUACGACUGGCGGUGCUCUAGGUGGUGGCCUUAAGACAGGUGGAGGCCUUGGCGGUGGCCUUGGCGGCGGUCUCGGUGGAGGACUCGGUGGAGGACUCGGCGGCGGACUCGGAGCAACGGGCGCGACUGCUGGUGGCGGUCUUGCCGGAGCGACUGCAGCCGGUGGCCUCGCAGGUCAAGCUGGCGGACUAGCUCUUGGUGGUGGUCUCGGCGGUGGUCUUGGCGGAGGUCUCGGCGGUGGUCUCGGCGGUGGUCUCGGAGGCGGUCUUGGCGGUGGUCUUGGCGCUGGCCAAGCUGCCAAUAAAGGUCUUACACUGGCAAAGCCCCCACCUAGUAAGAACCGGCGGAAAUAGAUGACUUCCAGUUGACAGAGCAAUGCUUUUUUAUGUUCUUGAUCAUGCUCCUCUCGUGUGGACACAGCAAACUAACCUUGUCUUUGUCUUCUUCUGCUUCUGUCCACGUUUUCAUUCAAUGUAGUACUUCACUUUCGUUGUGUAAACUGCCUGUUUGUCUGAAACUUUGCUGGUGUUUGCUCUUUCCCUUGUAACGUUAUUUGCUGCAUGCGUUUCUUGAAUGGAGCGCCGCUGGUGAGCGCUGUGUUGGUCUAUUAGGUGGUGUGCGGGUUGUGUGUAGUCAUGCGUGCACAUGGUUUGCCACACGAUUGCCAGUAUUGGCCGUGCUGUGCAUGGUCGUUUAUCUUUUAGCAGCAUUGAUCCUGUACAUUCUGUCCUCACGCCAUGGUGGCAUGACAGUUCGCCUCAUGCCUCUCACAACAUAUCAUCAAUAGUUCCCUAUCCGCCAUUAUUUUGCCCAUACCUCCAUGCCGUACAGCGGGAGGCUCAUGCUUGUGGCUUACAGCGCUUGAUGCUACCUGUGUGAACUGCCUCUCUCUCUCUCUCUCUCUCUCUCUCUCUCUCUCUCUCUCUCUCUCUCUCUCUCUCUCUCUCUCUCUCUCCACCCAGCCACCCAGUCCAGUAGCAUCUUGGUUUUAUCAGUGUGCUGAAUGUAGGAGCCUGUCGGAUUUAGGCUCUGCAUGCCUGUUUUUACAUACACAACCAUUUUCUCUCUCUUUGUUUCUCCUGAAGUCAUUGAGAACACCAGGGAGUCAUCCUCAGACCUCUGUCCUGUCUAAGUGCGACUACCGCCCUUGUAUUCACUAGCUUCCUAAUGUACCUUUUCUUUUGGUAAUGGACACUUACAGCAUUGAAAGUACAACAUUAAUGAGGUACGAGGUACCAGUAUGGAA
Messenger RNA from Sycon ciliatum, 4089 nucleotides. RefSeq lists its product as uncharacterized. Bases 134 to 3196 code for a protein of 1020 amino acids. Gene Ontology annotation, cellular component: nuclear pore. Gene Ontology annotation, biological process: nucleocytoplasmic transport. Gene Ontology annotation, molecular function: structural constituent of nuclear pore. NCBI's taxonomy places the organism in Eukaryota, Metazoa, Porifera, Calcarea, Leucosolenida, Sycettidae. The transcript is spliced from 29 exons. The record is from RefSeq and is a predicted model, not a curated record.